Henningerozyma blattae CBS 6284 is the source of this 831-nucleotide messenger RNA. RefSeq names its product TRAPP subunit TRS31 (gene TRS31). Gene Ontology annotation, biological process: endoplasmic reticulum to Golgi vesicle-mediated transport. The transcript has a single exon. The record is from RefSeq and is a predicted model, not a curated record. Bases 1 to 831 code for a protein of 276 amino acids. Gene Ontology annotation, cellular component: TRAPPI protein complex; TRAPPIII protein complex; TRAPPII protein complex. NCBI's taxonomy places the organism in Eukaryota, Fungi, Ascomycota, Saccharomycetes, Saccharomycetales, Saccharomycetaceae.
AUGUCUCAGCCAGAACCUCAGAAAAUCAUCGAUCCAAGCAGUUCAUCCCAUAAAAAAACAGUGAAGAAAUUACCAACUCCAUUAAAUACAAAUGCUUCGUCAUGCAUUUAUACACAAUCUUUAGCGUUUACAAAAAAUAAGGUUUCAUUAUCAGCUAUGGCAUUUUUAUUCCAAGAAAUGGUAUCUACUAUCUAUAAAAACAGCAAAACAAUGGCAGAGUUUGAAGCAAAAUUAAAUAAGCAUGGAUUUGGCAUUGGUGUCAGACUGUUAGAAUUAUUAAACUUCAGAGCCUCUCUUCCAGUGACAACAAACUCAAGAUCUUCUAUAUUUCCAUCAUCAUCUUCAACUUCUGCACAAAAUCCAAGUAAUAGCACGGUAUCCGCAUCAGGGUCUGGAGCUGCAGGAGGGAACUCAGGCUCAGGUUCUACAACAGAUCGUCAUUCUAAUGGUCCAGAAUCUCUAACAAGUUUAAUUAAUACAAUGAAAAGACGUGAUUUAAAAAUACUAGAUAUCUUACAAUUUGUUCAUGGUACUGUUUGGGCAUAUUUAUUUGACCAUCCAAGUGACGAUCUUGUAAAAUCAUCUGAAAGAUCAAAUGAAUAUAUGAUUGUUGAUAACAUGCCUGUGUUCACCCAGUUUAUUCCAGGUGGUGUAUCGUGUGAUUUCUACGUAUGUGGUAUCGUUCAGGGGUUUUUAACGAAUGCUGGCUUUCCAUGCCGUGUGACACCCCAUCGUAUGCCACAAGAUGGGUUUGACAGAAGAAUAGUAUACCUAGUUCAAUUUGAUAAGCAAGUUUUAGAAAGAGAAGGUUUAAGAUUCGGCUCAAACUAG